CAGUGUAUGACGAGAGGUUACUGACAGCUGCAGACAAUUUCAUUGCGGCUGCCUUCAAACUGCCUAGAGCUUCUGGAUGUUUCCCUUCAUGUGGUUUUCAGGCAUCUGGUCAUGUCUACAACUGUAUCACCUGUCAGUAUGACUCCUGUGAGUUCCCACUUGACUGUCCAGUAAAGAACAUCACAGUCAUGGAGAACAACCGGACACAGACGAGGUGUGACGUCCCCUUUCCCCUGCCUUAUGAAAUGGAAGUGGUCUGGUUUGCAGAGGAGAUCAGGACCCAGCAGGUGGAUCAGUUUGAGGAGGUGACAGUAGGGAUAGACAGGCUCUACUCUAUCCCCUCAGCUGGUCUGCGACACCAGGGUACAUACCAGUGUGAGAUCUACUCUGACCAGCGCUCCUUAGUCAGACUCUACUACCACCUCAUAGUGUCCCAGCUCACAUACACAGAGCUGUAG
Coregonus clupeaformis (lake whitefish) is the source of this 458-nucleotide messenger RNA. It is a transcript of the gene spaca6, whose product is annotated as sperm acrosome membrane-associated protein 6. The record is from RefSeq and is a predicted model, not a curated record. The coding region runs from base 189 to 458 and encodes 89 amino acids. Gene Ontology annotation, biological process: fusion of sperm to egg plasma membrane involved in single fertilization. NCBI's taxonomy places the organism in Eukaryota, Metazoa, Chordata, Actinopteri, Salmoniformes, Salmonidae. The transcript has 6 exons.